Triticum turgidum subsp. durum (durum wheat) is the source of this 1311-nucleotide messenger RNA. The record is from the annotation of a GenBank genome assembly. NCBI's taxonomy places the organism in Eukaryota, Viridiplantae, Streptophyta, Magnoliopsida, Poales, Poaceae.
AUGUUCCCUUCCUUCGUGGCCAACCUCCACAACUUGCAUGAUUAUUUCGCCCUUGUCCUCGCUCGAUCAGGUCACAACUUCAGGGCGCACGGCCCUCUUGGGACCGGGAUGCGGUUAUUCGUCACAUGCGACCCUGCGAACAUCCGGCACAUCUUCACGACCAACUACACCAACUUUCCCAAGGGUGCGGAGUUUUCCGCUAUCUUCGACAUCAUGGGUGGAAGCCUCUUUACUAUUGACGGCGAGCUGUGUCGUCAGCAGCGCGCCAACGUCAAGGGCGUACUUAGCAGUCCGUGGAAGGUUGCCAGGAUUGCCGCUUGCUGCCGCGACAAGGUGGAGAACAACCUGCUCCCCUUGUUUACCAACAUGGAGAGCAUUGGCACUCCGUUCGACAUGCAAGAAAUGAUGUCGAGGUUUAUGUUUGACCUGGCUGCUAUGCCUCUCUUUGGCGUGGACCCGGGGCUCGUAUCAUCGGACAUGCCGCCCAUGGAUGUUGCGGUCGCCAUGGACACGGUCAUGGAGGUGGGCUUCUUUCGGCAUGUGAUGUCAGCUUCUUGUUGGAAAUUGAUGAGGCGGCUAAACAUCGGCCCUGAGAGAAAGCUCAGAGUGGCGCACACUAUGCUACGAGGGUUUAUCGUGGAUAUGAUGGAGAGGAGGAAGAUCAACGCAUGCCAUAUUGGUAAUGAUGAGGAACAAGAGGGGGACACAGUUGGAACGACCCUAACAUGGAUCUUCUACAAUCUCGCUCAGAACCCAAACAUUGUGUCAAUCAUACGCAAUGAACUCUCACCCAUUGCAUCAAACAAAGUAGCAGCCGGUGUGGAUGCCAUGGUGAUCUUUGAGCCAGACGAAACCAAAUCCCUAGUCUAUCUGAAAGCCGUCUUGUACGAAACUCUUAGGUUGUACCCACCGGCGCCUUUUGAGAGGAAGACGGUGGCCGCCGAUGAUAUAAUGCCAAGUGGCCAUGAACUGGGCACCGGCGACACCAUCCUUAUUUCCCUCCACUCAAUGGGGAGAAUGGAGGGCUUGUGGGGUAAAGAUUGCCUCAACUACAAUCCAGAUAGGUGGCUCUCGGAGGAUGGCAACAAGCUGAAGUACGUACCAUCUCACAAGUUCUUGGCCUUCAACUCGGGCCCGAGGAUUUGCCUCGGCAAGGACAUCGCGGUUAUGCAAAUGAAGACCGUCAUCGCGUCAACUCUGUGGAACUUUGAUGUGGAGGUGAUGGAAGGGCAAAGCAUCCAGGCCAAGCCGUCUUGUAUACUGGAAAUGAAAAAUGGGCUCAUGGUUAAGCUGAAGAAGCGAGGAAUGUAA